Messenger RNA from Myxocyprinus asiaticus (Chinese sucker), 466 nucleotides. It is a transcript of the gene ubl5, whose product is annotated as ubiquitin like 5. Gene Ontology annotation, cellular component: nucleus; cytoplasm. Gene Ontology annotation, molecular function: protein binding; protein tag activity. Gene Ontology annotation, biological process: mRNA splicing, via spliceosome; protein modification process. The transcript has 5 exons. The record is from RefSeq and is a predicted model, not a curated record. The coding region runs from base 110 to 331 and encodes 73 amino acids. Lineage: Eukaryota; Metazoa; Chordata; Actinopteri; Cypriniformes; Catostomidae.
AACCUCCGCGAAUCUGAUUGGUCGAAUGUGAGCGGAUGUUUUUUCCACAGCGCUCGUUUACAGGAAACGUGUCUGAUCAUCUGCGUGAACAAAACGACAAAAAACAGACAUGAUUGAGGUGGUGUGUAACGAUCGACUGGGGAAGAAGGUUCGAGUCAAAUGCAAUCAGGAGGACACAAUAGGAGACUUGAAGAAGUUGAUCGCUGCUCAGACCGGCACACGGUGGGACAAGAUCGUGCUGAAGAAAUGGUACACCAUAUUUAAAGAUCACGUGUCACUGGGAGACUAUGAAAUCCACGACGGCAUGAACCUCGAACUCUACUACCAAUAGAAAACACACACACACACACUGCAACAGACUGUACAUCACACACAUUUUGUCGAAUGUUGGUGUUAACAUGCAUCAAGGCAUCAGAAUUGAAUUGUUUUGAUAUUAUUUGGAAAUAAAGCUCACAUUUAUAUGUGC